Messenger RNA from Trifolium pratense (red clover), 1218 nucleotides. RefSeq lists its product as uncharacterized. The transcript is spliced from 3 exons. NCBI's taxonomy places the organism in Eukaryota, Viridiplantae, Streptophyta, Magnoliopsida, Fabales, Fabaceae. Bases 31 to 888 code for a protein of 285 amino acids. The record is from RefSeq and is a predicted model, not a curated record. Gene Ontology annotation, cellular component: chloroplast. Gene Ontology annotation, molecular function: RNA binding.
UUUCACAAAAUUAAUCAAAUCCAAACAGAGAUGACAACAGCUUCAUCAUCCGCCUCCUGUCACCUCCUUCUCGUUCUCCGUUCACAACCGCCGUUACCGUCACCGUCUUCUUCUUCCUCUUUCAUUUCCUUUCUCAAACCUUUCUUUCUUCCUUCUUCCAAUAUUACCCUUCGUAAAUUUCACCUUCUUCCAAAAAAUACCCUUUUCCCCACUUUCUUAUCCACACCCCCAUCCUCUUCCCGCUCUUUUUCCUACACCCCUCCCCUCUCUUCCUUCAAUGGAAGUUUAACUUCAAAAUCCAUAGAAGAAGAAGAAGAAUAUGAUGAAGAAACAGGUUUUUCAGAAGAUGAAGUUGAGACUGAAAAGGACAAUUUUGAAGAUGCCCAAGUGGUGGAGGAUUCGAAUUCAUCGCCAUUGGUUAGACAGAGAGAAGAGAGAUUGAAGGUGAAAUUACCGAGUUUAAGUGUGAAGGAAAAGAAAGAACUUGGGUCUUUUGCACAUAGUUUGGGGAAAAAGCUUAAGACACAAUUAGUGGGUAAAUCUGGUGUUACUCCAAAUCUUAUUACCGCUUUCAGUGAUAACCUUGAAGCUAAUGAACUUCUCAAGAUUAAAAUACAUGGGAGUUGUCCAAGUGAGUUAGAUGAUGUUGUGAAGCAGUUGGAAGAAGAAACCGGUUCAGUGACAGUUGGUCAGAUUGGUCGAACCCUUAUUUUAUACAGGCCUAGUCUCUCCAAAUUGAAGGUAGAAGAGAAGAAGAAAGAAGUUCAGAAACUUUAUCUGGAAAAACAACGUAAACGGAGAUUGCUAAUAAACAGGAGUAAGGAACGAGAAGCACCCAAAUCAUCACGGCGAGGUUCGUCGUGGAAAGUAAAAGGCAGCAGGUCAUAACCACGUUAUAGUUUGUCAUGGUGCUUAGCCUGAACAAGAUCAAGACUUUUUUCAUGCGUCCGUACCGAUAUUCAAGGUACACCUGAACACUGGACAUUUUACUGGCAGUUGAGAAUUCAGUGAUUAGUGAAAGUCCAUUUUUGGAUCAAGAAAGGCUUGUAUAUGGUUAUGGAAUGUGGUUCCUGACCAGAGGCUCUGGCCCAGAGCUGAAGAGCAUAGUUUGGUUUGUUCUGUCGAAUAACCAAAGCAGUAGAUUCUAUUAUGAUGAACAAAUUUCAUUUUGUUAUUAUUUAAUCUCAAAGAUUAUUAAUUGCAAUUUUUUUAACCAAA